ACCUUAUCCCACAAUGCAGCGGGAUGGUGAAGGCGCGUUAUCCGUGCAUGGCAGGGGCAAACGGACAUUAUUGAAUUAGGUAGCUAAUAAACAACCAGAAACUUGUGAGCCAGUCAGUCCGGGACAGUACCAUUGUUGUGUCUUUCAUAGCUCUAUUCUGACCGUCUAGUGCAUUCAACCAGACAUGGCGCCGUUCGGUCUUCUGUUUUCUGGUGUUAGCCUUUUGAAAAAGUCAUUCAGUCUCUUCUCCAACGCAUCCAGUCUUACAAGCCUUUUCAACAGGCGUCAGUGGUUGCCAGGGAACAGUUUAAGGUGGACAUGCAGAGGUUCCAGUCCCAGCUCACACCUGCAGAGGCUGCUGCUCUGAAACAGGAGAGGAGACUGAGGCUGGCCAAGAGGAAAGCCAACAGGAGGAAGAGGGAGUUGAACAGUCUGGGCAAACCCAAACGUACCCGGUCGUCCUUUAACAUCUUCAUGGCAGAACACUUUGAGGAGGCCAGAGGGACGACCACGCAGGACAAGAUGAAGAUGCUGCAAGAGGACUGGGCCAAACUGUCAACCUCACAGAAACAAGGACGGGAGGACCUGAUCAGACGCGAAAAAGACCCACAAGAAAAAAACAGUUACUAAAGGAGGCAAACAGAAACCCAAAGUGAAAGUGGUGAAAACUAAAUCUGCAGAAGUAAGAACAGUGAGGAGCGGGAAAAGGCCUGAGUUUGUUCUGGAGAGGAGGGUGCUGUUAUAAAGCAAGUUACCGUCCCAAUAAAAUACACUUUGUUUAUCAAGUUGUUCAUAGUCCUAUCAAUGCUCGUAGCGCCUCAAACGUGAAAGACCCUUCAUCAGUCUGUGAAAGAUCAUGAAAAACAUUCUCAACCGACAGUUCAGAAUGAGAAUUCACUUGUGAUGUCACAAAGCAGUGUUCUUUCACUAUGAAAAGAUGAAUGAUGUUGAAGUUCCUGUCGCCAGGGCCACGUUCUGUAUAUACUGUCUCUAUGCAUUACGUACUGUACAGGCUAGUCCUAUACUAGAUAUAGUCUUUGUUAAGAGACUUGCCGGCUGAGUGUGACAUACCAGUGACUUUGUUAGUCGACUAUUAGUUUUUACCCUGCGGAAAAAAUUGGCCUCAUGUUUUGUAUUAUAAUCUUUAUUAAAUAAACAUUUUACGUACAUAAAAAAAAAGGACACUUCAUAUUAUACACAAUGUUUAUACAGUGAAAAUAAUGGGAGGAAAUCGACCAGUGUCCAUAAACGCUGUAUAUGAUGAAAGUAAACUAUGUACAAUGUCUACACACUUAAUGCUCACAUCGUAUAAUAAAACUGUACAAUAUCUACA
This is a messenger RNA of Salvelinus sp. IW2-2015, 1333 nucleotides long. RefSeq names its product transcription factor A, mitochondrial (gene tfam). The record is from RefSeq and is a predicted model, not a curated record. NCBI's taxonomy places the organism in Eukaryota, Metazoa, Chordata, Actinopteri, Salmoniformes, Salmonidae.